CUCAGAUUCUGCGAUCGUUUGGCCAUGGACAACUGCAACAAUCCUAAGUUCAGGUGCAGCUUCUCCUUCAAUGGCACCUCGUGGUUGGAGGUGGGAGAUGAAGGUCUUCGAGUGGCGCCGGUCGAGCCGCACCGGCAAUUUCCGCCAGCUGUGGUGUGCAGUUCUUACCAGACACGAGCCCGGCUGGGACUUCUUUGAACUCUGGGGUUCUUUCGCAAGUUCCAUUAGCAUCCGUCGAUCCUUUCCAAUUCGGUUGGUCCGAGUCUACAGCCAGUGGCCCAGCAGCGACGUCUUAGCCACGGCGCUGCACCCGGCAGGGCUGCAGGAGUUGCAACUGGAGCUGCCACAGGCUUCGCGGCACCUGACCAAGUGGAUCGUGGCUGUGUGUCCAUCCACACUGGCCUUGAGAGGUGAGAUGGCGUCCUCCCCGAGGAUGCCUCUGACUGCGGCAGCUGCUGCUGUGCAAGCGGCACAAGGGGAGCUGGAAGCCAGUGAUUUGGAGCGACGCGUGGGCCAAUUGUCAGGCUACCUGCGGCGUCACAAGAGCACCUCGCCAUCCUCCGACUCCACCACCAGCGGAUCCCAGUCGCCACGGCAUCCACGGCAUGGCGCAGUGGAGAUCCUCGAGCAGCUCUAUGAGGAAGAGGUCUUAAGCGCCCUUCGAAGUGGCAAGCCCAGCGAUCAGUGCCUGGAGGAGGUGACUGGUGUGCGUGCCAGGGAUGAUGAGAUUGCCACGUUGAAGAAAGAGUUGGAGCAAGAACGCCAUGCCCGUGCAGCUGCAGAGGCUUCCUGGCGCCAGGAGUGCGACGCGACGCUGCAGCUGCGGGAGCAAUACGGCAAGCUGCAGCAGCAGUUGCGCAACGCAGAGCGUGAUCGAAUGACUUCGGAGAUGCAGGUGAGGCAGUUGAGUGCCGACCUUCAACAUGCUCGAGCUGUGGCCUUGGAUGAGCCCGCCACCCUUGAGGAUGUGAUUUCCAGCAUGGUGUCCCUGGAAGUGAAACAGCUCCAGACCUUGAACCCCGAGGAACGUCAGUUGGCCAAACGUCGUUUGUUGCUGCGAUGGCAUCCCGACAAAAAUGCUGGGACCGGAGCCGGCAACGACUUGGCCAAAAGAGUGAUGCAGGGAUUGCACGUGCAUCCCGAAUGGAAUCAGGGGACGGCUUUGCCAUAGCGAAGCUCAAUUCAAGUGGCAAGCAAAGUUGAUCAAGUUGUGACUGACUUUUGAUUUGCUGAAAUUGUAAGUUGUCCAAGCCCUUCCCUUCACGAUCUGUGGGUGCACUUGAUUGGCUGGGGCCAUGAUCUUAAAGCCACAUCUGCACCCAUGGAUCUUGCCAGAAUGAUGGAAAAUGCCUCAAACCUCUGGAAUAUCCAGGGCCAAAAACUAAUCAAUCAAUUAUAAUUUCUUUGAAAUGAGC
Molecule: messenger RNA, 1415 nt
Organism: Cladocopium goreaui
Lineage: Eukaryota; Dinophyceae; Suessiales; Symbiodiniaceae
Source: the annotation of a GenBank genome assembly